AUGGCCGACCGUUUGACGCAACUCCAGGACUGUCUGGACGACCUCGCAACCCAAAUGUUCGCAUCCAUUCGCUACAUCCAAACGCGCCAUCAAUUCGCCAGCAUCGCAGACCAACCAGACAUGUCCGACCCAACCGCUCCCAAUGCCCCAGCACCGCUACAACCAAAUGCCGCUCCCGACACUUUGACCGCGUCUGCCGCCGAACAGGGAGGCCCCAAUGCCGUUGCUCUGCAACAACAACAAGAACAAGACCCGGAUCAACCACCACGUCCUGACGAUCCUGCAACCUUCCAAGCCGCAUUGAGAGAACUGGCAAGAGACCUGGUGCUCAAGGAACAGCAGAUUGAGUAUUUGAUAUCUGUUCUGCCUGGUAUUGGCGAGAGUGAAGCCAAUCAGAGCCAGAGAAUACAGGCCUUGGAGAAAGAGUUGAGGGAAGCCGACGAAGAGAGGAAGACUGCUUUGGCUGAGAGAGAGGCUAUGCUGGACAAGCUGGGUGCUCUGGCUGGAGAGUGCAAGAGGGUCUACUGA
Molecule: messenger RNA, 528 nt
Organism: Aureobasidium vineae
Lineage: Eukaryota; Fungi; Ascomycota; Dothideomycetes; Dothideales; Saccotheciaceae
Source: the annotation of a GenBank genome assembly